AUGGCAAAUCCAAAGAAGUCCAAGUCAUCCCGUUCUCGCAGUACUUCGCGUGCCCGUUCUACAUCUCGCGCAAGAGCUUCAUCCAAGACCAGAGGAGCCACAAAAUCAUCUGGACGAAAAUCGGCGUCUGCAGUUUCAAGAUCUAAAUCUCCAAUUAAGCCUACUACGCCAAGUAAGAAGACUCCUGUCAAAAAAACGAAAGAUGAUAGCAGCCAGAAAUCAAGUAGUCCUGCUCGUCGGCGUAGCACAAGGUCGUCAGUUCGGGUGAUUGAAAAAAUUGAAACUUACUCCCCAAAACAUGAACGUUCUUCAAUUCAUGAAGUUGCACCGCCAUCUAGGUCGAGCUCUUACCUAAGCAGCGUCGUUAGACUUCCAGGAAGAAUCGUUCGUUCUGUGUUUUCUAGUGGAACUAUCUGCUUUGUUGCCGCAUUUCUCAUUCCUCUCUUUGUCUAUUGGUGUAUUUUUCUCGCUCUGUCUCCGAUAAGUGAGAAAAGCUUUACCAAAACUACUUCUCAAUUCGGAAAAUCGUUAGCAUUUGUGAGUGCAGCUUUACCCUGCGAUCCAAAAUAUGUUAAUUUUCCUGUGCUUCUCGGUGUGGCAGCUUUUACACGUCUAACUAUUCUAUUGCAUGCCAUUAUUCCACUGGGGAAAACUACUACUAUAAUUGCCGACGGCCAACGUUUACAUCAUAAAUCUAAUGGUAUCGUGGUUGUUUUAGUUUAUGUUGUCUCCUUGGCCCUUUACCAUUGUAAAAUUGCCGACUUAGUCGAUGGGGCUCGUUUAGAAGUUCUACCGAAUUACCUUCCAACAAUAUUUUUGGCUGCUGUUUGUGAAGCUUUUGCGUACACAGUUCACGUAUUCCUGAAUGAAUACUUUUAUCGGUCUAAUUCUCUUACUGUGCAUUCUAGGUGCUUUUUUGUCGACUUCUACACUGGACGUGAAACUCGACCAACACCUUUUGGAGUCGACAUUAAAGUUCUUUCACAGUACAUUUGUUUCAUCGGAGGUUUUGUUCUUCAAGUUUCAUUCGCUCUUCGUCAAUAUGGCGAACAUGCUUCACUUAGUCUUGGAUUAAUGAUUCUUAUUCUCCUCCACUGCAUUGCUCUUAUUGAUUUCUUCAUUUAUGAGCCCACGUCUUUACAUCGGCAUGAUGUUCUCCGUUAUGGUUGUGGUUUAAGAUGGUUCCAGAGCAAGUUCAUUAUCCGUCCUCUUUUGGGAAGCCUUGGCGUUUUUUAUCUGGCUCAGAACUACCAUGUCGCUUAUCCCUCACUGGAUCCUUUGCCCGACUAUACUCUUCCUGCUCUAGGUUCACUUUUCUUUAUUCUUGGUCUUUUUAUCCGUCGUAGGGCUAUUAACCAAAGGUUUGUAUUCCGUUGUGAUUCACAGCAUCCAAGUCUUGAGGGUGUAAGCACAUUUAGAGCAGAGUCUGGAAAACGAAUUCUUUCUGGUGGUUGGUGGGGCUUUGUUCGUCAUCCGGAUUACCUUGGUGAAGUUCUGCUCACUGUGGGUCUUGCUUUACCAACAGGUUUCAGUAGUUUUGCUCCUUGGAUUGUUCCAGUAUUUGUAUUUUUGGACGUCAUCUUGCGCAUUCGUUGGGAUGAGCAAGUGUGUUCGGAGAAGUACGAUUCGGCAUGGAAAAAGUAUACUGCUGCCGUUCCCUGUCGUCUUAUUCGCGGGGUAUAUUAG
Messenger RNA from Rodentolepis nana, 1686 nucleotides. The record is from the annotation of a GenBank genome assembly. NCBI's taxonomy places the organism in Eukaryota, Metazoa, Platyhelminthes, Cestoda, Cyclophyllidea, Hymenolepididae.